This is a messenger RNA of Olea europaea var. sylvestris, 502 nucleotides long. RefSeq names its product tRNA pseudouridine synthase B-like. Gene Ontology annotation, cellular component: mitochondrion. The record is from RefSeq and is a predicted model, not a curated record. Gene Ontology annotation, biological process: tRNA modification; mRNA pseudouridine synthesis. The transcript has 3 exons. NCBI's taxonomy places the organism in Eukaryota, Viridiplantae, Streptophyta, Magnoliopsida, Lamiales, Oleaceae. The coding region runs from base 40 to 327 and encodes 95 amino acids. Gene Ontology annotation, molecular function: pseudouridine synthase activity; RNA binding.
GCAUGACAUUUCUCCAUAUAAUAGGUCGGUGGAGAAAGGAUGUAUGAGAAAGCUAGAAAAGGAGAAAGCAUUGAACUUUCGCCACGACGGAUUUCAAUAUUCGAGUUCAGUGUUGAACGAAGUUUAGAUGACAGACAAAAUGUUAUUUUCCGGGUGACCUGCUCAAAAGGGACAUAUAUUCGAUCUCUCUGUGCUGAUUUUGGAAAGGCUCUGGGAAGCUGUGCACACUUGAUAGCUUUACGCCGAGAUUCAAUUGGAAUUCAUUCAGCAGAUGAUGCCUGGGAAUUUCGAGAGUUGGAAGAAGCAAUUAAAAAAGGAUAUUUCUAAUCUCGUGUUGUUUCUGAAGUCACCACAUUGCUAGAAGCCCAUUUUUGACAUGCAAUAAAUGUCAUUGAAUCUGUUUUCUAAUUGUUAAAAUGUAAAAUUUUAAAAGAAUGUUUAGCCCCCGUCUAUUUUAGGUUUUUUUGGCUCAUUUUAAUUGCAUUUUGGACCAUUGCAAGCA